AUGUGCACCGUCGCUUUGAAUGCGCUAGCUGGGGCUGCAGGGAGAACAGUGGGGUUCAGGGGAAAGAGUAGCAGUAUUGGGGGGAGAGAAGGCAAUGGGUUACUGAGGCGAUUAGGGCAGAGGGGUUUUGAGUUGAGCAGACAGCAUUCAUCAGCUGCGCCAGCUGGAGCUGCAGUGAGGACAGUGUGUUGGGGCGUAAGGUGGGGAGAGCAGCAGAGCAAGCAGAAGAGGUCGACUGCCGCAGCGUCUGAGCCAAGCUGGCUGGCGUCAUGUGCGCCAGCUUGCUGCACGCAUGGGGGUGAUGAUGAUGAUGAUGAUGAUGAUGAUGAUGAUGAUGAUGAUGAUGAUGAUGAUGAUGAUGAUGAUGAUGAUGAUGAUGAUGAUGAUGAUGAUGAUGAUGAUGAUGAUGAUGAUGAUGAUGAUGAUGAUGAUGAUGAUGAUGAUGAUGAUGAUGAUGAUGAUGAUGAUGAUGAUGAUGAUGAUGAUCACAGGGGAAUGGUUGUUGUGGGGUCUGGUGGACAUGGCAAUAAGGCAGUAGCAAGGAUGUGCAUGUACGUGCCGGGAGUGAAUGUGGAUGAGUGCGCUGGAGAAAGAGAGGGAUUACUCUGUGCAUGCGAUGCGAUGCAGCCCACACCUAAAGUGCUGUCAAUACAGCACGUAUACUCCACUCAAUUCGGCAACGUGGCAUGA
Molecule: messenger RNA, 690 nt
Organism: Closterium sp. Yama58-4
Lineage: Eukaryota; Viridiplantae; Streptophyta; Zygnematophyceae; Desmidiales; Closteriaceae
Source: the annotation of a GenBank genome assembly